AGUUUUAGUUCGGUUUUAGCUCUCAUUCUGUGUGGACGCCUUGCUUACGCCAAGCAUACGUACGCGUCGUUCAAGUGCGUCGCGAGCAGCGCACACAUACAGCCACAGUCGAGGAACCUACACAGACCCCCUCACAUUCACACAAGCACACGCACACACAUACACAUGCAUAAUAAGUUAAAGGCACAAGCAGCAGCAGCAGCCGCGCGGUAACAACGCCAAAUUAUCGAGUCUGCGCCAAAAAGUGAUAGCAAUUGUUGUUAAUCUUAAAGUUGUGCAAGAAGAAAUCAAAGCGUACCCUUAACCAAGGUGGAAGUGCCCCAAAAAUAUUGAAGGCGCAAUUCAUCGCCGUUGUUCCGUUGCUUUUUCCCAUCUGUUCGCGUCGCCGUCGCCGUCGUCGUCGUCGUCGCAGUUGACGUCGCCUCGUUGUGUUGCGUCGCGUCGCGUUGGUUCGUCGCCUCGUCAACUGUUUUGUUGUUGUGUUGGUCGCGCGUUAGCAUCGUAAGCUUCUCGCUGGCUGUCCGCCGUCGGCAGCUGCAGCCAGCAAUGUGCGACAUGUCACAUGUCUUGGCCUCAGCAUCUCCUGCUUCCUUCGACUUCAUUUGUUGCCUUUGACGGCAGCCGCAGCAGCAGCAGUAGCAACAAUGCGCUAAUAAAAACGGAGCAAGUGCAAAAGGCAACGACGAAUUCACAACUCCCUCUCCGGUCCCUUUCAGUAGCCCUCAAACAUGUCUCUGAACUAAACUUGUGUGCUUCAAACGCAGAUGCAAAUUGAUCGUCGCGAGUGCAAAAGUGACGUCACAAUUUAACGAAAGCAACAGUAGCAACAACGAUAACGAUAACGAUAACGAUUGUCAUUGCAAUUGCGAUAACUAGUUUAACUGGCUACAAAUGUGGCGCUGCAGCAAGUGCAGUAAAUGCGGCACGUUGUUAUAACGUUGAGCAUUGGGAAUAUUGAACACAGCAGCGCCAGCUGCAGUAGAAUAACAGUACCAGAAACGGUAGCAGCAACUACAACAGCAACAACAACAAAAUGGCAGUGACAAAAGCCGAAACUGAAGCAGCAGCAGAACCGCGACUACAGCAAGAGCAACAACAUCAAGAACAACAACAACAACAUCAACAACAACAGCAGCAUCAACGCAACUGCAACAAUUACUGUUGCCGGCAACAACGGAAGCACCAGCAGCAUCAACAACAACAACAUCAUCAACAACAACUACAGCAACAGUCGCAUUGGAUUAAACAUCUUCAAGUGCUGUGCAUUGUUGUCGCAUUACUCCUGCUGCCCGCAUCGGUCCAUGGCCAGCAGCAAAAGUUUCGCACCACUCCGCACGAUCUGCAAGUGCUCGAAGGAGCCGAGGCCAUGAUGCGCUGCGAGGUGGCCAACGUAGCUGGUGCCGUGCAGUGGACAAAGGAUGGCUUUGCUCUCGGCUUCUCCGCUGUUAUACCCGGCUUUCCACGCUACUCAGUGCUGGGAGAUCGACGACAGGGCGUCUACAAUCUGCGCAUCUCGAAUGCCUCCACGCACGACGAUGCCGAGUAUCAGUGCCAGGUGGGGCCAGCCCGCCUCAACUCAGCGAUUCGUGCCAAUGCCAAGCUGACUGUCAUAUCGCCACCUGCAUCGAUCGAGAUCAAAGGAUACAGCCACAACUCCAAGGUGGAGGUGCGCGAAAACCAGGACUUAACACUCAAGUGCAUUGUGGCCAACGCCAAGCCCGAGGCACAAAUUGUUUGGUACCGCGGCAACGUCGAAUACAAGCCAGAAAAACGGGAUGAUAAGGUGGAGGAGACGACGCCUAAGAGGUUCACGACCACGUCCAGUCUGAAGUUGAAGCCUGGUGCUGAUGAUGACUACACGGAAUACACGUGCCAGGCGAAACACAAGGCGCUCUCGCCGGAUAUGCCGAUGCGUGCCACAGUUCAACUGUCCGUGUUGUAUCCACCCGGUCCGCCGUAUAUUGAGGGCUACUCGACUGGCGAUAUACUGCGUCGCGGUCAGACAGUGGAGCUCAUGUGUCGCAGUCGCGGCGGCAAUCCGCCUGCUCAACUCAUCUGGUACAAGAACGGCUCCCAGAUACGCAUGGCAUACAGGACAUCUGGGCGGCUGUCGGAAAACAUUUACAGCUUCACCGCGGAGGCUGGCGACAACAAGGCGCGAUUCCGAUGCGAGGCGAGCAACGUCAUGUCUCAGACACCGCUCAAGGCGGAAGUCGAUUUGGCUGUUCUAUUCGCCCCAUCACAAGUCACGGUUACGGGACCGACGGAGGCGCGAGUUGGCGACGUUAUUCCCCUAACGUGCGCCACGGCGCCCUCAAAUCCGCCCGCGGAUAUCAAAUGGAUGGUGGCUGGACGCCAGAUACGAAAUGCUACCUCAAAGACGACCGUCAGCACAGAAGGGGGAUGGACAACCAGCUCUAAUAUCACUACCAUUGUGGAGCCUAACAAGCGUUCGCUAGUCGUCAUCUGCCAUGGCCUAAACAUGCAGCUCACAGAGAACGUGGUCGCCACGCAUACGAUCAACGUCUUAUAUCCACCCGCGCCGCCAUUAAUUUCGGGCUAUAUCGAGGGACAAAUUAUACCAGCUGGUUCGGUGCAAAAACUGCUCUGCGUUUCAUCAGGCGGCAAUCCGCUGGCAACGUUAACGUGGUACAAAAACGACAAGCGGAUCAACUCGGUGAUUCGGGCUGCAGACAAAUCCGUUUCGGCCGAAAUAACUAUUUUGGCCAACGUCACCGAUAACCAGGCCCAAUACCGAUGCGAGGCCUCGAACAGUGCCACCGAAAUACCGCUGUUCGAGUCGACAACGCUUAGCGUGCACUUUGCGCCAGAGACGGUAAAAAUACGCAUUGAACCGGAAGAACUGCGACCUGGCAUGGAGGCAACCAUCAUUUGUGACUCGAGCUCAAGCAAUCCACCGGCAAAGCUGUCCUGGUGGAAGGAUGGCAUAUCCAUUGAAGGCAUUAAUAAUACGUCGAAGCCAGGUCUCUGGGGCGGCACGGUCUCCACGCUCGAGUUCAAGCUAAACAUCACCCAGGAAAUGAACGGUGUGGUCUACACCUGCCAAAGCGCCAACGAGGCACUGCAGCGCAGUGUCCACGAGGCAGUCAGCCUCAAUGUGCUCUUUCGACCCAAGUUUGUGCCACCGCCAUCGUGGACAUCGGUGGGGUUGGAGGGUGAGUCCUUGCAGGUGCCGCUGCAAGCGAAUGGUAAUCCCGAAGCUGUUGUCUAUACGUGGACAAAGAACGGCGUUGCCAUACCGCAGGAUUCGAGUGGCAGCGUUUCUGCUGGCGAGCAUCGCAUAUUUGCCGAUGGCGCUGUGCUUAACUUUACCAAGCUGCAUCGUGACGAUGCUGGGAUAUAUUCCUGCACAGCCUCUAACUCACAGGGCAAAGCGAAUCUCAACAUAACCGUUGUGGUUGAAUAUGGCACCACUAUCAAGUCCGUGUCGGAGAACAUUAUUGUGAAUCCCGGCGAGGAUGCGAUGCUCUCCUGUAGCGUUGAGGGCAAACCGCUUGCCGAGGAGCAUGUGAAGUGGGAGCGUGUCGGCUAUGACAUGAAGGUGAAGACCGCCACAACCUUCACCAAUGGCACUGCCUAUCUGCACAUCAAGGAUGCCCAGCGAGAGGAUGUGGGAAACUUUCGCUGCGUCGCCGACAAUCAUGUGGCCAAUCCCACCAACCGCGACGUCCUGCUCAUCGUCAAGUUUGCCCCUGAGAUAGCCAAGUCGCCAACAAUGCUGCGAGCAGCGAGCGGAACUGGGGAGCGUGGCAAGUUGCCGUGCCGUGCCCAAGCAUCGCCAAAACCGCAGUUCAUUUGGCGGCAGGACAACAAGGAGCUGCCCAUCAACCAUACGUUCAAGUACGAGGUGGAGGAGCGCAAGAUUGACUCGCUCACCUAUGAGUCCUCUCUCAUCGUCGAGAAGGUGGCGCCCGCCGACUAUGGAGCUUAUGAGUGCGUUGCCCGCAACGAGCUCGGCGAGGACAUCGAGACUGUGCGCCUGGACAUCACCUCACAGCCCGAGCCGCCGCUCAGUCUCAACAUUCUGAAUGUGACCCAUGACACGGUGACUGUGGCUUGGACGCCAGGCUUUGAUGGCGGACUAAAGGCCUCCUAUCGCGUUCGAUAUCGCAUGGCAGACCGCGAGCAGUACAAAUACAUUGAUGGUCUGCCCAACAGUCACAAGCUGACCAUUGGCGGACUGAGGAUGAACACGAUGUAUUUGUUCUCCGUGAUGUCCUGGAAUGAUUUGGGCCAGAGCAGUUACCUGCCGGAUUUGACGCGAGCCCAGACCAAAGAGGCGCCGCCGCCAUCACAUCCAGCAUCAUCGCUUGGCGGUGGUCCGCCGACCACCAGUCAGACUCCAUUGGGCGGCACCUCGGGCAUGCUGCUGGUGGGCGUGGCCUCCGGCAUCACUGUUGUGUUGCUCAACGUGUUUGUCAUCGGCUGCUGCCUGCACAAGCGCAACGAGAAGCGUCUGAAGCGAGGACUUGAAAUGCUGCCAGCCGAGCUAACGGAGGACUCCAGCAACACACCGAAUCUGGUCAUAAUUGGCAUCUCUCUGGCGGCAUUUGGAUUCCUCUUGGUCAAUGCGGCGCUCGUUGCCUGGUUCAUUGUGCAUCAACGUCGCAAAAAAGUGGCGGAAACUACAAAUCAACCAGGCAAAACGGCGACCAUCGAAAUGUACGCGCCCAGCUCGUACAAUGACACCGUUACCGGCGAGACACUGUCCAGCGUGUCGGAGAAGAGCGAGUCCUACUCCAAUGAGGGCAGUCAACCGGAAUACAUUGACGAGGCGCGAAAGAAGGCUGCAUCGACGUAUCUGGUGGAGAGCGCUGACAUGCCACCGCCCAGAUACCAAAAGGACGGCACCCUGCCAGCAUUAUAUCCAAAUAAUAUGGUGAACGCUUGCACGCUGCCACAUCCGAGGCACAACAAUGGCCACGCCGCGGCUAUGACGCGCGACGAUCAGAUGCUCAUCAGCAAGGGCGUUUACAUUCCGUCCCCGUCGCCAGCACCGCCGCCGGAUGGUUCCUACUACAACAUGAACAGUGACAGAUAUUUGUCGUAUCCGCCUUUGGAAUACCCGGCAGCAUUGGACUUCAGUGGACCGCCCCUGGCGAUGGCACAUCUGCAGCCCAUGCCCAUUACGGUUACCUCACAGGCGGCGGCGAUGCUGUCGAGCAACGGAGGCGCGACGCUCGUUGGUAACGGCGGCUCUGGUACCUUGAGGCGUGGCAUCUUGCGGGGCGUUGUGGGAGUGCCGCCUCCCGAUGUAACACAUCACACGACAGCCGGCGGCAGUCCGAUGCAAAUACUGCACGAUCUGCAUCCGGUGAAUCUGAGUGCAACCACGCUGACCACGAGUACAACGCUCAAUGGCAGCAUGACGACAGCACUGCCGCUCGGCACUGCGACGCUGCCACGUCAACCCCACGGCAUCCUCAAGGAUCCCAAUCGCAAUAAGCAACAGCAGCAGCAACAACAGCACCAGCAGCAGCAGCUACAACAACAGCAACAGCUGCUUAAUGCCAGCCUGGUGGGCGUGCCGGUGUCGGCGCCCGUUGGCAGCCUGCAGAUCUUGAAUCUGCCAGCGACGAGUGCGGCUGGACUGGGCAACAAUUUGCUGAUGACAACCAGUGCCACCUACGACCCAGCGUCGCUCAGCAGCUUCAACUCGAGUGGCGGCGGACCCGGCGGUCUCCCAGUGGCCUACACAGAUGCUGACGGCCAUCUCGUAUAGCUGUAGGCUGAGACUGGGGCAGAGCAGCAACCCCGGUACUAAGAGAGAGGUAGAGGGAGAGGGAGUGGUAGGGCAGGCUAGGGCAGGGGGCAACAUUCAUCGCCUAACUGAAUGCUAAUCCAACAUGGUAACUACUUGCAAACAGCAUACAUACAUACAAACAUACUCGUACUCGUAUAUCUCGUAACGUACUCUUGACUUGACUCGACUUGACCCGUAGCUAGAGUUUAGGAGCUUUCUCUUCUUCAGCAUGUGUCUCCUCGGUCCUCGACGUGUACAGGAGCAACAGCAGCAACAGCAGCAACAGCAGCAACAGCAGGACAACUGUCCAUUACCUUAUUCAAAUCAGCUACGGAAUUAGUUUAUGUAAAUUUUUAAAACGGACACACACUUCCUCCGCAGCCAAGCCACAGAACAUUGGACUGUUUAUUUAGAUAAAGAACGCACCGAUCUCAUUGCUUGGCCAUAGCCUGGAGAGGAAGGAGCACGACUGACCAACGCUCCAGCUCCUACUUUUUGCCUCUUGCUAAUUAGCUUCGUUGGCAGCAAUAACAACGGCCAUAACAACAACUUUGAGCAGUCAGUCAGUCCACAGCUGCGAAAGGGAACGAGCGGAAGCUGGUCAAAAAUUUUGAAAUUAGUUCAGUGGAACGAACGAAAACAGCGCACAGCCGUUUGACAGCUCCCUAGGGCGUGCUCAGGCCUCAAGUCGCUGGGCACGUGAUUGUGCUGGGCGCACGGAGGCGUGGCAGCGCCAACAAAAGGCAAAAUUAUAAAAAUAAAAAUAAAAUAAUACAAGUUGAGCAGUUGACAGCAGCAGCAGCAAGUUACAGCGAGCGAUUAGUUUGUCCCGUCACCUCCAGCGCCAGCUCCAGCUCCACCUCCACCUUGAAACUUCCAUUCCACUCUGACUCUGCGCCUGGAAGUUAGUGCUUUCAUAUAUUGAGAGGCAUCCUCCGAUAGAAGCAAACGAAUUUGUUUGUCGAGCGCAUUUGUUGCUCGACCCCCCGACAACAACAACAACUGUCACGCCCCCUUUCUUUGUGCUCUCACAUUAUCUGCAGCUACUAUAGAUACAUAUAUACAUAUAUACAUGUAUAUACUAUAUAUUCAAAAGGGGACAAUUCCGCAUUUGGAUUGCGAUCUAUGUGGCAAGGACUCGUUUCGGAGCCGUUCUUAAGUGCUUGCCGCACAUUUGCUUCUCGCUACUGCUGAUGAUUCUACUUCUACUUCUGAUGCUGCUGCCACUGCUGCGUCGUUGCAGCUCAGCGAGCGUGACAUGCUCAUCUUGGGUACGCCAUUAACUUCUGUUGCUGGCCGCGCUGGAGCACAUCAUGACAAUUCUAUUAUGUAGUACCAUCAAUGCCGAGCAAUUUAAAACACACGCAGCAGCGCAUCGCCCGCUUCUUUUCUCUUCUCUUCUC
Messenger RNA from Drosophila sulfurigaster albostrigata, 7167 nucleotides. RefSeq names its product nephrin (gene sns). Gene Ontology annotation, molecular function: cell adhesion molecule binding. Gene Ontology annotation, cellular component: cell-cell junction. Lineage: Eukaryota; Metazoa; Arthropoda; Insecta; Diptera; Drosophilidae. The record is from RefSeq and is a predicted model, not a curated record. The transcript has 22 exons. Gene Ontology annotation, biological process: cell-cell adhesion. The coding region runs from base 1034 to 5743 and encodes 1569 amino acids.